AUGUCAUUACCAAUUAGUGUAAUAUUGGAAGACGUCGCAUCGAUAGGGUCUUCAGCGAGAUCCAUAAUACCAGCUCUUUCUUCGUUAUAUAACGAUGCUUCUAUUUUGAACAAUAUUACUAAAAGCGAAUCGAAGCAUCUUGCUUCUCGUGCAUUGGCAUUAUCUAGGUCAGCCAAUGAGUAUGAAAAGUGGUGUGGUAACAACUUAAUACGAGUAUUGGCAAAAAAUUUCACUAUGUUGACACAAGAAGGUUCUAAAUUCAUUGGACAGCUCAUUAAAGUCCUUCAGAAUUUAUCAAACACCCAUGAAAUUAAGACUUUUACCUCUGCUGUGGAAAGUUUGAACUUUGUCUGUGACCAGGUAAGGGGUAAGCCAACUUUAAGUAGAGAAAUAUUAACACCCAAUUUGCCUACUAUUAUUGCUUUGUAUCUUGAAAAGCUACAUUGGAAUCCGCUUUUAAAUGUUAGAUCUCUCCUAAAGCUUCUUCGUCAUCAUCCAACUACAUUUAGACCAUACGGAGACAAGCUCAAAGGAAGAUUGAUGCAGCUUAUAAACUCGAUAGAUUUUGAUACGUAUCCGACGAAUUUAAAGGAUGCAAUGUACGAGACAUUAGCAACAUUACCCAUAAUUGAAAAAACAAGUCCAGAAGAUAAGUGGGAAGAAAACAUAAAUGAUAUAUUAAGAGAACUUCAUUCAGUACUAACGAUAUACCAAGAGUUUUUGAAUACUGGAGAAGAUCAGGAUUUAGUCAAGUUAAUGGAAAAGAUACCAAAGUUCAAAGAAAAUCACAAUAGAUCGUUUCCAACUUUAAAAAUAGAUAUUAACCAUCCUGCUUCAUUAUUUCAGAUAUCUUCAAGAGUUGAUGUGUUGCUCGGCAUGCUCAAAUACUCGUUGACAUCUGAGACACAAUACAGUGUUAAAGUUCCAUUGGGAAAUGCAUUGAAUGCUAUCGAGGCUAUAUGCUCCAUGAAUAUUAGAAUCUUGGGAUUUAAAUACGAUAUUCGUGAUGAUUUAGUUAAGCGCAGUAUUAAAACUACAAUAAUCCAGAUGCAAAUGUCAGCAUUAAGAAUAUUGAAGCGUUUAGCAGAUGAAUUCAAGGGGAGUAUGUUGCUUCAUUUUAAUAGGAUAAUAUCUUUCUUGGAGAUUUUAAUUCCAUUUAAAGGAAAGUCUAUUGAUAAAGAACAGAUACUUUCCAAUGAGGCUUUCAGUCGUCUUUUAUUGACAUCUUUGGAAAGUUAUAUGUCCCUUAUUUCCAGCUACAAGGAAUCUUCGCAAAUUGUCAGGUUUGUCGAUGUUGCUCUUACCUUAGUGGAGCCAAGAUUGGGUGGGUUGGAAAUGGAUUCAGACCUGAAAACCAAUUCAGGCAAGGUAAAUAAGAAGAGGAAGAAUCAAGCCUCGAUUCCUCUAUCUGAUUUACUAUCACAUCUGCAUUUGUUCCUGGAAUCAAUACCAAGUGAAACUGUUAGAGUUGUCCGUCGAUUAAUACGUAUAGUAAUUAGGACAGUUCAAUUACCUCCCACACAGCACUAUAAGGUUUUGAGAUACUUGUUCAUUGAGGUUACUAGGGCUAAGCAAUACAGCUUAGAUAAGAAUGUUCCUCCUGAAUUACGAAAUUUGCUAGUUGAUGCUGUACUUUUCCCAGGAUUCGAAAAAGUUUCCAUCUUGCCUAUAGCUUGCAACAUCUUGACCAAUGAUCCUUUGCUCAGUGUGUUUAUAAACCCUAGAUUCCCACCGUUACCUAAACAAAUCACGUCUCAAGAACCGCUUGAAGAGGACUUUGAAGAUGAAGACGAAGAUGAAAGCAGAAAUGAAAAUGAAAACGCAAAUGAGCACAAAUAUGAAGACGAUAAGAAGAACCGUCAACAUAAUGUGACAGAUAUCAACGAAGGAUACAAAGAAGGUAUUGAAGAAGUUAAAAAUGAAGACUCAAUGGGUUCAAUACAGAAAAACAAUAUGAAUCAACCACUCACAAAACGUAGAAGGAUAGAAGAUGAUAUCGCAACUGAGAAGCUUGUUUUUAAUAUUGAAUCUGGUCCAGAGAAUCCUACAGAUUCUGCAGUCUGUGUCAUUUCUGAGGAGACAAAUAUUUCCAAUACAUCACCUUUGUCACGUCCAUCUUCUGAGGAACCUGAGCUCCAACCCGACACCUUAAUAGAAAAUAGCGCCCCCAAAUCCACUUUUCAAGCCGUAAAUACAGCUGUCUUGAACCAGGAUUCUGGUUCAGAGUCUGAUUUUGAAAUGCCUACCAUUGAUGUUGGUGAUGACGACUCUGAUGAGGAGUAA
This is a messenger RNA of Priceomyces carsonii, 2283 nucleotides long. RefSeq lists its product as uncharacterized. Bases 1 to 2283 code for a protein of 760 amino acids. The record is from RefSeq and is a predicted model, not a curated record. Gene Ontology annotation, biological process: rRNA processing. The transcript has a single exon. Lineage: Eukaryota; Fungi; Ascomycota; Pichiomycetes; Serinales; Debaryomycetaceae. Gene Ontology annotation, cellular component: nucleus.